UUCAUGCCUUCUAAUCUAGGAGCUUCUGGUCAUGCCCAUUUUGUUUUCUUCCCUUUCUCUCUCUGUCGUCCUUCUCUCUCUUUUUCACUUCUCUGUUGAAGAUUUUUGAAGUUGCUAUGUCUUCAAAAAGGCGAAGAGGAGCUGAAGAGAAUGGAAAAAUAAGUGAAGAGAAUGGGAAAAUAAGUGAUGGCGUUUCUUUUGACUAUUUAGGGAUUCAACCCCUUUUCUUCUUUCACCUAAUGAAAAUGUUCUCCUACAUUUGAUUUCUCAAAUAUCCAAAAGCCUAUUCUUGAAUAAAAAAGCAGUCUUUAUGUGUUUGGUGCUUAUGGGUACUCAAGAGUGUUUUUUUUUUUUUUUUUUGGACUGAUAAAGAAAAUGCUGUGACUGAUUUUAAAAUUUUUACAUAUUUUUUCUUGGAUUUGUUUGAGUGUUUUAGUAAGUAAUGGAAUAAAAAAUGGAUCAUUAUGAGAUCAUGGAACAAAUUGGGCGUGGAGCAUUUGAUGCUGCUAUUUUAGUUAAUCACAAGCAAGAAAGAAAGAAGUAUGUGUUAAAAAAGAUUCGAUUAGCUCGACAAACAGAACACUGCAGGAGAUCUGCUCAUCAAGAGAUUGGAUGUCCUCCUCUGUCGGAGAACUUUACAGUACUGUUUAGAAAUUUUCUACUGCCUACUUGGAAUGACUGGGUUAUCUGAGAUGUCUCGACCUUUAGAGAUGGAUGCAGUUCCGUGCUGUUUUAGGGAUGUAGCUAUGUCAAUUCAUUACUACCGACUCCCGGAGAAGUUAAUUAUCAGAUUUUUUGUAGUUAUUCUUGAAAUUCCUGUGGCAUUUGUUAUUCUUUUAACCAAUUCCGUACAUGCAUUGAUUGAAGAAAAGGGGCUAUAGAGAAAGUAAGUCUUCCAUCUUGAACAACUACUUUGUUCUUUGCUUGCUCCUUCUUUGGGCCUUGGAUUUUGGAUUCAUAGAAUUUCUACAUGUUGGUUCCCUUUUUGUUCUGAGCAUUUUUCUUUAAAAAUUUAGGGUAGUUUGAUGCAGCAAAGAUGUUUGACAAUAUACCUCAGGUACUGAAUAUCUUUUUUGAUCUAUCCUCCAUCGAUCCAAAGGUACCUUACUUACUUCUAUUGGACUGUAUUACUUAAUAAUCAUAUAUUUGUUAAAUGAACAUUUGUUUUAAAUGGA
Molecule: messenger RNA, 1175 nt
Organism: Lycium barbarum (goji berry)
Lineage: Eukaryota; Viridiplantae; Streptophyta; Magnoliopsida; Solanales; Solanaceae
Product: serine/threonine-protein kinase Nek4-like
Exons: 3
Coding region: 455-691 (78 amino acids)
Biological process (GO): microtubule-based process
Cellular component (GO): cortical microtubule
Source: RefSeq, a predicted model, not a curated record